This is a messenger RNA of Saccoglossus kowalevskii, 2120 nucleotides long. Its product is annotated as kinetochore protein Spc25-like. The record is from RefSeq and is a predicted model, not a curated record. Gene Ontology annotation, cellular component: Ndc80 complex. Lineage: Eukaryota; Metazoa; Hemichordata; Enteropneusta; Harrimaniidae. Gene Ontology annotation, biological process: chromosome segregation.
GUGAUUGGUUGUGCUCGGACAUAGUAUACAGAGACGACCGCCAUAGUUUGAACACCAGUAAUCUGCAGUUUCCAAUUUUAAAAUGAAUACUGCUGAAGGAGAAGCGGAAUGCAAGCGCCUGGAGCAGGACUUUGAAUUGGUGAGAGACAAGUUUAUCAAUGAAGACUCAUCAGAGAAGCUUGUUGAAGACGUUCUUAAAAAUCAUGAGUUGACGAUAAAAAGAGUACAAGAAGACAUGGAAGCACUGGGAGAUGCCCAUAAAGCACUGAAACAACAAGCAGAAAGUAACCAACAAGUUAUUCAGGAUAAAAGAGACAGGUUAAACAUUCUGAAACAAAACAUUGAGAAACUCAAAGUAGAAAAUCAGAGAGUUAUGAUGGAGAAUGAAGGUAAACAGAAGAUAUUUGGUGAACAGACUAGAAGAAAUACCAAGGAAAAUGAGCUUGUGCAAACCAGGACAAAAGUGGUGAAGUCAAGAGCUGAAGAACUGGAGAGAGCUGCAGAGUAUUUUCAAGACAGACUGGCACUGGAGUUCAAAAAAUUAAGUGGUGAACGAAUGCAAAUUAUUUUCACUAACAUUGACCCUGAUCAGCAAGAUAAAAAAUAUGUGAUAACAGUCAAGAUUACUGAAAACCAAUAUGAAGUUACGGAAUGUGAUCCUGCCGUGGAAGGACUUGAUGAGAUGGUGGUGAAGUUAAACAAGACCAGCCACUUCUCAUUAUUUAUCAUCAAUCUCAGGAGAAAAUUUCGGGAAAUGGUGUAAAGAAUGUGAUAUUUCAUAAGCUGGAUAGUUCGCACAUAGACCAUUGAAAAGAAUUGUGUAAAUUGCUUGUCAGUGUGAUUGUGAUGAAUAAAUGAUAAUGCUUGUGCAGACUCAUCUAAAUUUAAACUGUAAUUAUAAAGCAUCUGAAUACACACACACAAAUAAGGCCAAUGGUAAUCCAUGUUAAAACCCUCUUAUCUAGGUUUUGUAGGAAGAGAAAAUUAUGAAAAAGUCAAAUGUUGCUUUUGGGACAUAUUCGAAUAUAUUUAUUAGCAGCAUCUUUGUCUUCACGCCUUCCUUCAUGAUUGCGAAAUAGUAAAGACUCUGUGGUUGAAGAAAAUGUUGGCAAGCAAGGUGUCAUUCCACACAAAACAUCCACUCAUCACAUCCACCUUAUAAACGCAAAAGGAUAGAAAGAAAUACUACCUGGUUAUUUAUUACUAAGCUAGAUAUUUUUUUCACAAAUGUAGUCCCAACAACUAAAAGGAUGGUUGUAAAAUAACUUUUUAAUGCAUCGUGAGUAUUGUAUACUCAUCAUACUUUUGUUUGUCCCUAUACUGUUUUUGGAUUGUACAGCUUUUGAAUAUAACAUUUAGUCUAUAUACUAUAUAUAUAUAUAUAUAUAUAUAUUAAGGUAAAUAUUUCUUAAUCGGUGAUGUCAUUAUGGACAUUGCCCCCUCCCAAUAUGUGUGUCUCCUCAUGUUUUUCUAGUAACCCUGAUUUAGUCUAUGCACAAUGACAUGUUUUGAUAAUUAGUAUAUUACACAACCUCUACUUAAGUUGAAUAACAUUAUGGCUUGUAUGAUGUAUUGAUUGCUAUAUUAUGGCUAUAAAAUAAAUUGUUAACAAUGUAUUAUAUGAAUUUUGUAAUUUUAUUAAAAAUACUUAGUAUUUUUAUCUUUUUUUUCAAAAGAGUGAAAGCUACAGUUGUAUGUUUUUGGCGCUUGUGUUGCAAGGCAUGGAAUGGCAAUGUGUGUUUGUUAGAAAUUAGCUAAUUUUUAAAGUUUUUAAGAAUAUUGAUUUCAUGAAAUUCAUUCUUACUCUUUAGAUUCUUCCACACAUGAUUGUUGAAUGAUGUAACUGGUGUGAGCUUCAUGAUUUGAAUGAAUGAAUGAACAAGUCUUUAGCAUGCCAUUGUUUUAACACUAUGUCUGGUAAUCAACUGUAAUUAGUGUAUAUGGUAUGAAUGUUUCCUUGCAUGGAAUGCAUGGAAUAUUCCUAAUGACACAAGUUUCUGUUGUUUGACAUCAAUCUUGUAGCAUUUCUAAAUCUUUUUAUUUUGUUACUUAAGCACUUAAAUUUACUAUCAAAGGUAUAUAAAUACAUAUAUUAAUUAAUAAAGAUAUUUGAAUCAAUA